Messenger RNA from Sardina pilchardus (European sardine), 2246 nucleotides. RefSeq names its product lactate dehydrogenase D (gene ldhd). Gene Ontology annotation, cellular component: mitochondrion. The transcript is spliced from 11 exons. The record is from RefSeq and is a predicted model, not a curated record. NCBI's taxonomy places the organism in Eukaryota, Metazoa, Chordata, Actinopteri, Clupeiformes, Clupeidae. Gene Ontology annotation, molecular function: D-lactate dehydrogenase (NAD+) activity; FAD binding; D-lactate dehydrogenase (cytochrome) activity. Gene Ontology annotation, biological process: lactate catabolic process. The coding region runs from base 70 to 1557 and encodes 495 amino acids.
ACAUUUAGUCGUCUGUUUACAAGUGGACCUCAGCUGUCAUGAGUUAAUGUAUAAAGCAGGAGCGAAAUUAUGACCUUGACUUUACUAAGACAGUCCGGACGACUGUGCCCCGCACUUUCAAGCUGUAGCUCUUUCCUGCAGUCCAGUGGUUUCAAGAGAUCAUAUACCGUUAAAAGCAGAGCGGCUGAACAGGUUCUCUUUGCAUUCCGAUCAGUAGUCGGGGACGACGGCGUCUCAUUGGGGCAGGCAGUACGGGAGCAGCAUGGCAGAGAUGAAUCAGUGCACAAAUGCAAGCCCCCCGAUGUGGUGGUGUUUCCCCGGACUGUGGAGGAGGUCAGUGCGCUGGCCAAGAUCUGCCACCACCAUCGCAUCCCCAUCAUCCCCUUUGGCACCGGCACGGGACUGGAGGGAGGAGUCGGAGCUGUGAAGGGUGGUGUGUGUUUCAGCCUGCGGAUGAUGGACCAGGUGUUGGACCUGCACCCGGAGGACUUUGACGUGACAGUGGAGCCAGGUGUGACGCGGAAAGGCCUCAACUCUUACCUGCGAGACACAGGCCUGUGGUUCCCUGUGGACCCUGGAGCAGACGCAUCGCUCUGCGGUAUGGCCGCCACCAGCGCAUCCGGCACUAACGCUGUCCGUUACGGAACCAUGCGGGAGAACGUUCUGAACCUUGAGGUGGUUCUGGCUGACGGCACCAUCAUCCACACAGCGGGGAAGGGCCGUCGCGCCAGGAAGACGUCUGCGGGGUACAACCUGACUAACCUGUUUGUGGGUUCGGAGGGCACUCUUGGGGUGCUGACCAAAGCCACGCUGCGCCUGUACGGGGUUCCUGAGGGCGUGGCCGCCGCCGUCUGCUCCUUCCCCUCCGUCCAGGCUGCCGUGGACACCACCGUGCAGGUCCUGCAGGCCGGAGUGCCCAUCGCACGCAUCGAAUUUCUGGAUGAUGUGAUGAUUGAUGCGUGUAACCGCUACAACUCCCUGGACUACCCCGUGGCGCCCACCCUCUUCCUGGAAUUCCACGGCAGUGCCAGGAGUCUGGAUGAGCAGGUCUCUAUCACAGAGGAGUUAGCGAAGGACGGCGGGGGCUCCGACUUCUCGUGGGCGGACGAUGAGGCAAAGCGUGCCCGCCUGUGGCAGGCCAGACACGACGCCUGGUAUGCCGCUCUGGCACUCCGACCCGGCUGCAAGGCCUACGCCACAGAUGUUUGUGUUCCUCUCUCCCGUUUGCCAGAGGUCGUUGUAGAAACUAAGGAGGACCUGAUCCAAAAUGGCCUCACAGGACCCAUAGCAGGACAUGUGGGAGAUGGGAACUUCCACUGUCUGAUGGUCCUGGACCCCAAUGAUCCAGAAGAGGUGCACAAAGUUCACCAGUUCGCAGAGAGACUGGCCAGACGGGCUCUGGCUGCGGACGGCACGUGCACUGGUGAGCACGGCGUGGGCCUGGGGAAACGCCACCUGCUGAGGGAGGAGGUCGGCCCUCUGGCUCUGGAGGUCAUGCAGGGACUCAAGGCCACACUGGACCCCAAGAACCUCAUGAAUCCUGGGAAGGUUCUCUGAACACCACCACCACUACCACCACCACCACCAUCUCACAUGUGUGCUACUCCUGCUGCCGCUGUUGUUGUUGCUACUGCUACUGUGGCUGUGACUGCCAGCCCUCUCAGCCACCGUAGAGAUGUUAGCCUGCAGUUGUCUCUUCUCGCCACCAGGGGGCAUGUGGGAGUUUGGAAGGAGCAGGAGCAUGAUAAGCUGUGUGUGACAGGCUUCUCAGAGGGCUGAUUGUCUCAUGGUUGAGCGUCAAGGAGUACUCCUGUUGACCUGAAUUGGCCCCUUUCCGUUGUCAUAGAAGCACUUAUGAUUAUUUCUAAGCUUUGUGUAAGAUUGUACAUUGUCAUAUUCAUGAAGCUAAUUUAUUAAUUUUAGUCAGUUGCCAAGCAAAAAAUCAGGAGCUGCAUGUUUAUGUUCAAUACAUUUCUUUUCUUCUGCGGUAAAUAGGAGAACGUCCAGAUUUUCAAAUUACUGUGAAAUCUCACCCUGCUUGAUGUGUAUACAUACUGUAAUUCAGAUGUGUAUUAAUGGUUGGAUUGAAUGUUCUGAGAAAAUCAGCUUGAAGAGUCCAGCUAUGGGCAGCUCUCUGGAUGAGGCUGUUUUGUUUUAGUCAUGUGAUCAAACCUUGUUUCCAUCCUCCUCAUAGGAAGUUUUAAUCCUUGGAUUUUUGUCCAGUAAUAAAAAAUGAUUUUUUUUCA